CGAAGAAAGGGCAUAUAUGCGUGUGUAUGUAUGUUGUUGAGGUUUAUCCAAAACAAAACUAGAUGUGGAAAUUGGAAUAGCCAUAGCCAUAAGGCAGCACCCACCGUUGCACUGUUGACUAUGCUGCUAGCUCAACCCAUUUUCCUCUCUCGCAACUUUCCCACUCUCAACAACAACCACCGAAAUUCGAGAACUUCACUUCAACUUCACAACCCUCCUGAAGUAAGAGUUUCACCGCAAAGAACGCCAAUAAUAGCCUCUUCUGGUUGUUUUGGUUGCUUCGUGAAACCGCUUGAUGUCAGAACCAAAAAAGCCACGUUGGGUGCGUUUCUUAAGAAAAAAAAAGGUGGUGUCCAUAUUUGCCAUAGUUUGAAGGAAGAGAGUGAGGUUGGUGGGAAUAGCAAUAAUCCAAGAGACUGGACAACCUCCAUUUUGCUCUUUCUACUGUGGGCUGCGCUAAUGUACUAUGUUUUCUUUCUCACCCCAAACCAGACCCCGUCAAGGGACACAUAUUUCUUGAAAAAGCUCCUGAAUCUGAAAGGAGAUGAUGGUUUCAGAAUGAAUGAAGUGCUAGUAUCAUUGUGGUAUUUAAUGGGCUUGUGGCCGUUGGUAUAUAGCAUGCUCUUGCUUCCUACAGGAAGAAGCUCAAAAAAUAUUAUUCCUGUAUGGCCGUUCCUGAUACUUUCAUGUUUUGGUGGUGCAUAUGCUCUUUUUCCGUAUUUUGUACUUUGGAAACCGCCAGCUCCCCCUGUUGAAGAAACUCAGCUUAAAACAUGGCCUUUGAAUUUUCUGGAAUCAAAAGUAACUGCAACGAUAUCACUUGCUGCAGGGGUAGCCAUCAUAACUUAUGCUGGUCUAGCUGGACAAGAUGUGUGGAAAGAAUUUUACCAGUACUUCAGGGAAAGCAAAUUUAUCCAUAUUAUGUCCAUUGAUUUUAUUAUACUUUCCACAUUUGCACCAUUCUGGGUUUACAAUGAUAUGACAGCUCGAAAAAGGUCUGACAAAGGUUCUUGGCUUCUUCCCCUAUCAUUGAUACCAUUUUUAGGGCCUGGUUUAUACCUUCUCCUACGGCCAUCAUUAUCAACAGUGGCCAUUUCACAAACUCCUGUUGAGCCAGAGUAAAGUUCCAUGUGAUGACUGUCAACAAUACAAGUAUACACUUUCCAUGCUACAAAUUUGAAUUUGAUUUCAAGUUUGGUUCAGAAAGACAAUUUCAUUGUACAGAGUCCACAGCAUGGUGAGAGCAGCUUGCCACCCUACUCAAUAGUCCAUAAAAGUAUUGAGAUCCCUCAGCUUAUGCAUCAUCUGGGGAGAUGGAAAGAAAUUUCACAUUUACCAAGAUUUUUAUUAUUAGAUGAGACCCAGUUUCUAAGAAAAGAGCAUUAUUGCUUCUGUGACAUUAUUAGCCAAUCAUAAUCUAAGUCCUCAAGUAACUCUAGGAAAAAUUCCAUUUUAAGGUCCUUAGAAAUGCUUAUUUCAGCAACAAUAGAAGCAUAAAAGCUUUGCAAUCUGGCUAUUGCAUUCAAAGAUUAUGCAGUCCUUUUUAUUUUGGGCCAAGUGUUCCUAUUUAGGAAGUUAUAUUUUACACCACUUUUUUAUUAUUAUACUAAUUGCAUCCCCCUUUAUUUUUUUAA
Glycine soja is the source of this 1634-nucleotide messenger RNA. RefSeq lists its product as uncharacterized. Lineage: Eukaryota; Viridiplantae; Streptophyta; Magnoliopsida; Fabales; Fabaceae. Bases 31 to 1122 code for a protein of 363 amino acids. The record is from RefSeq and is a predicted model, not a curated record. The transcript is spliced from 6 exons.